Molecule: messenger RNA, 969 nt
Organism: Elephantulus edwardii (Cape elephant shrew)
Lineage: Eukaryota; Metazoa; Chordata; Mammalia; Macroscelidea; Macroscelididae
Product: transmembrane protein 183A-like
Exons: 2
Coding region: 166-969 (267 amino acids)
Biological process (GO): regulation of protein stability
Cellular component (GO): SCF ubiquitin ligase complex
Molecular function (GO): protein binding
Source: RefSeq, a predicted model, not a curated record
UCGGAUCCGGCCGCCGUGAAGUUUGGAUGGGUCAAGAAAGCCGUCGCCAACGCUGUUCAGAAGGAAGUAAAAUCUCUUUGUGGCUUGGAAACCUCUCAGGUUCCUGCAGAGGAAGCUCUUUCUGGAGCCGGUGAGCCCUGUGACAUCAUUGACAGCAGUGAUGAAAUGGAUGCCCAGGAGGAGAGUAUUUAUGAGAGAACUGUUAGCAGAAAAAAGAAAAGCAAGAGGCACAGAGAAGAUGUAGACACGGCGGGAGGAGAAGAGUAUCCCAUGGAUAUUUGGCUCUUGCUGGCUUCCUACAUCCGUCCUGAGGACAUUGUGAAUUUUUCCCUGAUCUGUAAGAAUUCCUGGACUGUCACUUGCACUGCUGCCUUUUGGACCAGAUUGUAUCGAAGGCACUACACGCUGGAUGCCUCUUUGCCCUUGUGCCUGCGACCAGAAUCAAUGGAGAAGCUGCGUCUCCGGGCAUGUGUGAUCCGAUCUCUGUAUCAUAAGUAUGAGCCAUUUGCUGCUCGAAUCUCCAAGAAUCCAGCCAUUCCAGAAAGCACUCCCAACACACUAAAGAAUUCCAAAUGCUUACUUCUCUGGUGCCGAAAGAUUGUUGGGAAUAGAAAGGAACCAAUGUGGGAAUUCAAGUUCAAAAAACAGCCCCCUAGGUUAAAGAACAAGUGUAUGGGAGGAUUGCAGCCUCCCAUUCAGUAUGAAGAGGUUCAUACCAACCCAGACCAGGACUGCUGCCUCCUGCAGGUCACCACCCUCAAUUUCAUCUUUAUUCCAAUAGUCAUGGGAAUGAUAUUUACGCUGCUUUCUAUCCACGUAUCCACGGACAUGCGACACCAUCGAGUGAGACUAGUGUUCCAGGAUUCUCCUAUCCACGGUGGUCGGAAACUUCUCAGCGAACAGGGCGUACAAGUCAUCCUGGACCCUGUGCACAGUGUUCGGCUCUAUCCAUUCUCCCUGAGAGCAUAG